AUGAAAUCCCCAAGAAUGAGAGCCUGUGCCAAGUCAGUGCUGCUGUCACACUGGGUCUUCUUGGCCUACGUGUUAAUGGUGUGCUGUAAGCUGAUGUCCGCCUCCAGCCAGCACCUCCGAGGACAUGCAGGCCACCACCAAAUCAAGCAAGGAACCUGUGAGGUGGUCGCGGUGCAUCGGUGCUGCAACAAGAACCGCAUUGAAGAGCGCUCGCAGACAGUCAAGUGCUCUUGCUUCCCAGGGCAGGUUGCAGGCACAACGCGGGCUCAACCUUCCUGUGUUGAAGCUUCCAUUGUGAUUCAGAAAUGGUGGUGUCACAUGAACCCAUGCUUGGAAGGAGAGGACUGCAAAGUGCUACCCGAUUACUCAGGUUGGUCCUGUAGCAGUGGGAAUAAAGUCAAAACCACAAAGGCAGUUCUUUCCUUGUUGGCUCAUAGCCCUAUAUCUCUGAGCAUGUACUAUGGCAUCAGUGAAUGGACAGCUGUACUCAUUUGCUUAUUGCUGCUUGCUGGUGAAAGGAGGAACUGA
Molecule: messenger RNA, 528 nt
Organism: Octodon degus (degu)
Lineage: Eukaryota; Metazoa; Chordata; Mammalia; Rodentia; Octodontidae
Gene: Tafa4
Product: family with sequence similarity 19 member A4, C-C motif chemokine like
Exons: 5
Coding region: 1-528 (175 amino acids)
Biological process (GO): phagocytosis; macrophage chemotaxis
Molecular function (GO): receptor ligand activity
Source: RefSeq, a predicted model, not a curated record